AUGUAUCGGGGAAUAAAAGUAGCAGAUCAAGACACUGACUUGCAGUGCAUUCUGUGGAGAGAUAAUCCAAACGAUCCUUUACAAUGCAUUACGUUAGUAACAGUUACGUAUGAAACAAGCGCAGUUCCGUGUCUAGCAACACGAAGCCUAAUCAAAUUAGUGGACGAUUACGCAAUCGACUAUCCAUUAGCUAGUAACGCUUUACGUCAAGAUACCUACGUAGAUGAUAUCCUCUCGGGAUCAGAUACUCUUGUAGGUUUAGCAGAACUCAAAGCUCAAUUAAGUGAGUUACUAUCGCUAGCAAGUUUCAAGCUCCACAAAUGGGUUUCUAAUCAAAAAUCGGUUCUCGGUGAUACUACCACAUCUUCAGCAGACAAGGUUGACAUUCAAUUAACAGACAAUGACCUAUCAGUUAAAACCUUAGGACUUGGCUACAAUCCUACUACGGAUAUGUUUCAGUUUAGCUCACCAAUCGAUCAACCGGUUACUAAUUGUACUAAGCGAAAUAUCUUAUCAUUUAUCGGAAAAAUGUUCGAUCCAUUGGGAAUUUUGGGACCAGUUAUAAUUCGAGGUAAACUACUACUGCAACAAAUUUGGUCCAGAAAUCUCAAUUGGGAUGAUCCCCUACCUCCUGAUAUAUUAAAACAGUGGCAAGAAUUCGAGAAAGGUAUCAUACAAAUGACCGCCAUAUCUGUAUCUCGGUGGCUAUUUCUCAGUGAUUCUAUAAUUGCGAUAGAGAUUCACGCUUUUUCUGACGCCUCAGAAAAGGCAUACGGUCGAUGGAACACCUUCGUAGCUAACAGAGUUCAAGAAUUGACCAACGGGUUUCAACGGAGCCACGUAAAAACAAAAGACAAUCCAAGCGAUGUUUUGUCUCGCGGAACAGAUCCAAAUUCACUCAUCACGAAUGAGAUUUGGUGGAACGGUCCCAGUUGGCUCUGCAAAUACGACUAUUAUUAUUUUCCAAAUGCCGGAAUCGUGGAAAUAGAAUUCGAAUUGUUCAGAAUCAAGCUUUUAGCAAAGAAAUUGCUGCUUUAA
Messenger RNA from Anoplophora glabripennis (Asian longhorned beetle), 1038 nucleotides. RefSeq lists its product as uncharacterized. The record is from RefSeq and is a predicted model, not a curated record. The transcript has 2 exons. The coding region runs from base 1 to 1038 and encodes 345 amino acids. Lineage: Eukaryota; Metazoa; Arthropoda; Insecta; Coleoptera; Cerambycidae.